Messenger RNA from Megalops cyprinoides (Indo-Pacific tarpon), 2319 nucleotides. Its product is annotated as protein tweety homolog 2-like. NCBI's taxonomy places the organism in Eukaryota, Metazoa, Chordata, Actinopteri, Elopiformes, Megalopidae. The coding region runs from base 323 to 1936 and encodes 537 amino acids. The transcript has 14 exons. Gene Ontology annotation, cellular component: plasma membrane. The record is from RefSeq and is a predicted model, not a curated record. Gene Ontology annotation, molecular function: volume-sensitive chloride channel activity; intracellularly calcium-gated chloride channel activity.
GACAAGCGAGGGGAUGGCAGCUGUCCAAAAGAAACAGUGAAACAUGGGAACCUCGAGUUAAUACUUUGUUGUGCAUUGUUUUGGAUGGUACUUCUGGGAGGACGCUGUAGUCUCGCUGCAUGUAGUGCUUUCAAAAAUCGGUCAUCUCCGCCACACGCGCUGCCCAUCGAUCUGCAAAUGAGACACACAUGUGUUGUUUUGUUCUGCCUGCAGUUGUUGGUGUGUUUGUAAGACGGAGAUAUCCGGAGGUUUGCAUCCAGCGCAGCGGUCUGUAAACAGAAGGAGGUAAACGCAGGCGCCUGUGAUCAGCGCUCAGGCAGGGAUGUCAACGGCACGGGUGGACUAUAUUGCACCGUGGUGGACGUACUGGCUGCACAACUUCCCGCACGUCAAUCUGCGUUUCCAGUCCAUUGACAGCACCUUCCGACCGCAGGAUGAGAACUACCAGCAGUCUCUCAUCUUCCUGUGCUGCAUGGCGGCCGCCGGCCUGGGCGUCACCCUCCUCUGCCUGGCCGCCUACCUGAGCUUCCUGUGCUGCUGCCGCAAGGAGGGCGAGGGCGAGGACAGCAAGAGGCCCGACACCUGCUGCGUCACCUGGGCCGCCGUCAUCGCCGGGCUCGUCAUCUGCUCUGCUGUGGGUGUGGGUUUCUACGGAAACAGCGAGACCAACGACGGGGUGUACCAGCUGACCUACUCCCUCUACAACGCCAAUCACACACUUCACGGCGUUGAUACCCUGGUGAGUGGCACCGUGGGCAGCAUGCAGCGGGACCUGAAGCAGCACCUGGAGCGUCUGGAUGAGAUCUUUGCCACCCGCCCAGACUACAUCCAGACCCUGCGGUUUGUGCAGGUGAUGGCCAACAACAUCGUCCAGCAGCUGAACGGCCUGCCGCUCAUGAGCCGAGCCAACGUCAACCUGGCCUCCAUCGCCGACCAGAUCGGAUCUGCCGAGCACUACAGGUGGCUCACCUACUUACUGCUGCUGAUUCUGGACCUGGUCAUCUGCCUGGUGGCUUGCCUGGGGCUGGCCAAGCAGUCUCGCUGGCUACUGACCACGAUCAUGAUUUUCGGGGUGCUGACGCUGAUUCUGAGCUGGGUGUCACUUGGAGCAGGCACUACCGUGGCUGUGGGUACGAGUGACUUCUGCGUGUCCCCAGACAAGUUUAUCAUGAACCAGACAAAGGGCCGUGUUCCUGCAGAUGUUGUUCACUAUUACCUGUACUGUGGCCAGAGUCUACCAAACCCCUUCCAGCAGGCAAUGACCAUCUACCAGAGGUCCCUGACCACCAUGCAGAUCCAGAUCCAGGGACUGCUGCAGUAUGCUGUGCCUGUCUUUCCCACUGCACAGAGGGAUUUACUUGGGAUCCAGCAUCUCUUGAAUGGAUCAGAAACCAACCUGCAUCAGCUGACCGCCCUGCUGGACUGCCGGGGCCUGCACAAGGACUACCUGGACGCUCUGAUCGGUGUGUGUUAUGACGGGGUGGAGGGCCUGCUGUAUAUUUGCCUCUUUUCCCUGCUGGCUGCCAGCGCCUUCUGCACCAUGCUUUGCACCAUCCCACGCGCCUGGAAGCACAUCACCAGCAGGGACCGGGACUAUGAUGACAUCGACGAGGAGGACCCCUUCAACCCGCAGGCGCGGCGCAUGGCGGCGUAUAACCCCGCCCGCGCAACCGUGCACAGCUUCUGCAGCUUCAGCAGCAGCAUGGGAAGCCAGAGCAGCCUGGGCCCGCCCGCCCCGCCCCCGCCAGCCAGCUCCGCCCCCGCCUCCGAGUACAUGAACCAGUCGGUGUUGUUUGGGGGGAACCCUCGAUAUGAGAACGUGCCGCUGAUCGGAAGAGGCUCGCCUCCACCCUCGUACUCCCCCAGCAUGAGGGCCACCUACAUGUCUGUGACCGAGGGCCAGAACAGACACUUUGGCACCGACUUCCAGAUGUAGAGCCCCGCCCACACCUCUCCACCCCCGGGGGGAGGGGCCGGCGUACCGUUGUCAUGGAGACACCCAAUCGCCCCUGUCUCCUGAGAGACGGCUUCAAAGCGGGAGCCGUGUGGAUUUCCUCACUGCACUGGAGCUUUUGGGCUUCCCGCACAGGGGGAACGCCUCUCGCAACGUCCAGAUUCAUGCGUAUAUAAACCUCUUACCUCCCAGGCUCCGGGUUCGAGUUCCGGGUGGGCCUCGGUACCCGUGAGCAACAUAGUCAGCCUGGAUUAGUUAGUGAAUGCCCAGCUCUAUAAACAGAUAAUAUGUGAGAUGUAAACUAUUUGAAUUGUUAUGGAUAAGGCAUCUACUAAGGAAAUAAUUUUGUUUUUUCAAAUUUAAAA